Molecule: messenger RNA, 1740 nt
Organism: Cicer arietinum (chickpea)
Lineage: Eukaryota; Viridiplantae; Streptophyta; Magnoliopsida; Fabales; Fabaceae
Product: transcription factor MYB3R-3-like
Biological process (GO): regulation of DNA-templated transcription
Cellular component (GO): nucleus
Molecular function (GO): RNA polymerase II cis-regulatory region sequence-specific DNA binding; DNA-binding transcription factor activity, RNA polymerase II-specific
Source: RefSeq, a predicted model, not a curated record
UAAAAAUAAAAAUAAAAAAACGGCAGUCCCUCUCGAUUUGGUUUAGCUUCCAACACAAGCUGCACACUUUAGUCAGAGGCCGUUUAAAACCACUCCAAAACAAACCGCUACUAUCGUCUUCAUUUCCACACUAGUCUCUAUUUUCUAUCUCUUUUUCAUUCGCUGAUUAUCAAAAAAGAAGAAUCAUGUUCGAAGUCAAAAAUAAGCUCAAUGAUAUUGAAUUUGAUUCACCUCAUCGAGAUUUGCUUCAUCUAUGUCUUUCUUCGCCUAAUUGCAAUAGCAACACUUGUCUUCUCGAAGCAACCUCUGUUACAGGGAGAAUAAAAGCUCAAGUUAGUUCGACUAAGGGAUGUUGGACAGAGGAAGAGGAUAACCUUUUGAUUGAGACGGUCAAGAAGCACGGUGGAAGCAACCGGAAAAAUAUAGGUGGAUAUGCUGAAUACCUCCAUGGGCAAACCGACAACCAAUGCUUGCAUCGCUGGCAAAAGGUUUCCAAUCCAGAUCUAGUAAAGAGAUCAUGGACAAAGGAGGAGGAUGAGUCCCUAAUUGAACUAGUAAGAAAGUAUGGUUUCAAGAGAUGGUCUUUUAUUGCAAAGUUCAUGCCCGAUCGUGUUGGAAAGCAAUGUCGAGAGAGGUGGCAUAAUCAUCUUGAUCCAGCUAUAAAAAAGGAUGCAUGGACAGAGGAGGAAGAAUCAAAACUUGCUCUCUUUCACCAAAUAUAUGGAAGUAGAUGGUCAGAAAUUGCAAGGUUUCUUCCUGGAAGGAGUGACAAUGCUAUAAAAAAUCAUUGGAACUGCUCAAUGAAGAAGAAGUCAUCUACAUCACCUAUUAGGUGUGAUGAUAAUGUUUCCACUACCAGUUAUUGCUCUUCUGUAAUAAAGCCAGCGCAUGAUUUGUUCAAAGCUGUGGAUCAGAGUUCUCCCAAGCAAAGUCACUGGUUGAAGCACAAUGCUGAUAACUUUCCAACAAAAAUGAUUAUUCAAAGUUCUUCCGUAGAGGAACUAUGCUCUGAAAAAAACAGUUUUGGUUUGGCAACUCCUACUAGGGCCUCAGGACAAGGUGAAAGAAGAUUGGUUAAUUUACCAAAUGAGACGGAAACAGUUAAACAUAUGAACUCUUUGGAUAAUUCGUUGGAUAUGCCCGCUACAAAUAUGGACUGUUUCUCUCUUGCCACUCAAGUUAAAUCUCCCAAACGGCAAAAGGUUUCUUUUUCAGAUUCAAAGUUUAUUGCUAGUAAUGAAUCUGACAGUUUCCAUUUGAGCUACUCAAAAUUGGCUAGUCAUGAAAAGAAAGGUCAAGUAGGAAGGGAAAACAGUAACAAAAUCAUCAGUGGGCCAGAUAGAGCAGAUGUCACAAGCAGUGAAUAUGAUGACUACUUUGGUGUUCCCCCUUCAUCUGUACCCAAGGUGAGCCCGGAAUAUGUACUAAGAAGCUUAGCAAUGACCUAUAAGAACAUUCCUUCUAUAAUUAGGAAAAGAACUUCCAAGAAGGCAUUUAGUGCUGCUAAUUGUGGCAAGUCCCUAACACCUUCGAGAAUUGUCGACUCAACUCAUGAAGUAGGAUGUGUAAUUGGCUUAGAUAAUUUAAAACUCAACCAAUGAUUUGUUCCAUUCCUUCCUAGACAUGGCAUGGCGGGACUAUGCUUGUAAAUAUUGGGCAAAAUUAAAGGAUAUGGAUAUCCUUUAACUUAAUUUAAAGGUGUUUAGUUGUUCUUUUAUAUAUGUUUUUCUUUUUGAAUUA